Molecule: messenger RNA, 324 nt
Organism: Funneliformis geosporum
Lineage: Eukaryota; Fungi; Glomeromycota; Glomeromycetes; Glomerales; Glomeraceae
Source: the annotation of a GenBank genome assembly
AUGCCCGAUCAAAUUUCUGCUGAUCCCAGUCAAUUCUUAAUUUCCGGUAAUAAUAAAGUACCCGGAUCUGAACCUACUCGUGGCGCCGUCUCUUCAAGGAAGCGAAGGAUUCGUAUAAGAGUUCCUUUCGAGUUAUGGACGGAACAAAUGUUCCAAAGUGCGCUCCAAAGAAUCAUUAAUUCCCCAAGGCCAAAUUCAUCAAGGUCGAGUCAACCAAGGCCAAGUCCACCAAGGUCAGAAACACCGCUUCCAUCAUCAUCAACACAUCCGAUGACAUCUACAUACCCGACGCCACCAUCAACGCCACCUUCAUUUUCAUUAUAA